Molecule: messenger RNA, 15707 nt
Organism: Cinara cedri
Lineage: Eukaryota; Metazoa; Arthropoda; Insecta; Hemiptera; Aphididae
Source: the annotation of a GenBank genome assembly
UGGAGAUUCAUAAUUAUUAAUAAUUAGAACAGUUUUUAUUUUUAAAUGUAAAAUAUAAUUUAUAUUAUUAUUGUUAUUUUUUUUUAAUUUAAAUAUUUUAGUAACCGAAGUAUUCCAACAUUUGCCUAUUACAUUUUACGGUAAUUGUAAUAUACUACAGCACUUACUAUUUACUUAGUUUUAAAGUAAUCCACUGACCUCUGUUAAAUCUAUUAUGGUUGCCUAUGUACUGAUAAAUGCAUAUUUAGCAAUACUAAUAAGUUGUUCUAAAUAAUAACAAAUUAAAAAUCAUAAAUUAUGUACCAUCAACUAAGUAUCUGUGUAUUUUGGGGAUCCAAUGUAUAUAAGUAUCCAAUUAUAGAGAGAUAUAUUCAAUUUUCUGUCCUUCCUAUCUUGCUUCACCACUAAUUUUUAUUGAAACCAUCAAAAAAUGAUAAUUACAUUUAUGAAUACAUAUAUAAAUACAUAUUUGAUUGCUUUUAGGCCUAAACGUUUUAGGCACCUUUUAAUAUAUACUAUUGGCUACCUACUCAAUUUAUUGUUGGAAAAUUUAUUUUUGAAGUUACUUUAUACAAGCAAUUUAUUAAAUUGAUAUUUAAUUUUAAAGUAUUCCAAUAUACAACAUAAUAUUAUAACUGGAAAUUAAAACAAUUUUUAUCUUGAUGUCUUAAAGAAAUUGUGUUGAUUAACUAGUAGUUAAAGGUUUUUGUGUUGUGAUAAAGUAUAUAAAUAUUUGUCCAUUUAAUUAAGUGAUCCUUUAACUAGUCAUACCAUAAAAUAUUGAUUUAUUAAAAUCAUGAUUUAAUCAUUAUUUAAAAAAAUAUUAAACAGAAAAUAAUAUUAUAAUAAAUAAAACACAUACCGGGUAUUAUUGGGUAGAUUAUUUUUACAAAAUUUAAAAAUAAAAAUAAAGUUGUACAUUCAUUUGUAUACAGCUAGGUAUAGCUGGGAAAGUAAUGUUAACAUGGUUCCCUGGUCCGGUAAUUACUAUUUAAUAAUUAAAAUAUAGGUAGGUAUAUAUUAUUGAAAAUUACAUUGUAAAAACAAUUAACAAGUUUCAAACCAUUUUAAUUAAUUACACACUUUUCAACGAUUCAUAAUAGGUACCUAGCUAUACAUUCAUAAACGUUAAUAGUCAAUACAUUUUUUUUUUUUUUUAAUGCGAUACCUGCAAUUUAAAUAUUAAUAUCAAAUUAACCAAUUGAUAAGUGAUCCUAGGUGUAUAAUGAAAUGCAAAGGUUAAUUAGCAUACAGACAUUGAUGUGAUUAAUAGUUUGAUAAAUAUUGCUCAAUAUUAUAUAAUGAAUUUAACUUUUUUUUUUAAAUUGUAUAAUCCUGGUUUAUUAUUAUGACUAAGCAUAGGUAUUUUAUGUAGAAAAUAUUUAAAUGUCGAUGAUACUAGCAAGUGUGUGGAAAUCUAAAGUAAGCUUUAGACAAUUUAUUGCUCAUAAAAAUCUUGCACAAAUUCGAACCAUGUCAUCUGACAGAAAAAGAACUGGACCAGAAAACAAUUUGAAAAAUGACGAUGAAGGUAAAAGAAACAUACUUAAUAUAAGUAGGUAGUUAAUAAUAAAUUGACAACUAUUUUCUAGAUGUUCUUAAAAUUACCAUUGGUGAUGUGAAGAAGCUUACCAAAACAUCAAAAACUCCGGAGCUUGUCCCCAUUGAUUAUUGUGAGUAUGAUCAAUUUAUUUGUAUUUUGUAUAGAAUUUAUAAUCUAUAAUUCAACUCCCACAUUCAAAAUGUACUCUAUGAGUAAAUAUAUAUAUUAACAUUAAUAUAUUAUCAGAGGAAAUUUAACUAUAUAUAUCCAGUUUACUAGCUGUACUAUUAUGACGUUAGGUGUAUUUCAUAAAAAUUGAAAAUAUUUUAUUUUGAUUGCAGUAAACAUGUUCUGUAACCAAGAAUCUAUGUCCCAUUUGCGGUGGAUGCUUCAAAAAGACAUUCUUGGCCAAGAUAUGUUUUUAAUUGGGAAACCUGGACCAUUAAGACGUCGUUUGGCUUUGGCUUAUUUAGAACUUACCAAUAAAUCUGUUGAGUUUGUAUCAUUGUCUCAAGACACUACAGAAGCAGAUUUGAAACAACGUAGAGAAAUUAUUGGUGGCACGGCAAAAUAUAUUAAUCAAGUAAAUUUUGUACAAUUAUAGUUCAUUAAAAACUCAACGAUUAUGCAAAUAAGUAAUAAUAAUACAAUAUUUUAAUAGAGUGCUGUUAAAGCUGCAAUAGAAGGUCGUGUUUUAAUUCUUGACGGGAUUGAAAAAGCAGAACGUAAUGUUUUACCUAUUUUGAAUAACCUUUUGGAAAAUCGAGAGAUCCAUUUAGAAGAUGGUAGAUUUUUAGUAGCACCUAAAACAUUUGAUAAAUUAUUACAAGUAAAAAAUAAUUUGCCAUAUUUUUAGUGAAAAUAAAUAUGUAGUCGAAUGUAAGUAUGCCAAUUUUAGGAACACGGUGCAGAACAUAUGAUGAAAUGGAAUCUCGUGCGGGUUAGUGAAGAAUUCUUUGUGAUUGCCUUAGGGUUACCUGUACCUACAUUUAAUGGGAUUCCAUUGGAUCCGCCUUUGAGAUCUCGAUUUCAAGCUAGACAUGUUAUGACACCAUCUUAUAUGGUAAGAUAAUGUUUAUUAUGAUCAUUAUAUUAUGUUUGGCUCAUCAUCCAAAUAACAAAAAAAAAUCUUAAAUUCCUAAAAUAAUAUAAUUUAAAAAAUUAAUGUCCUUUAUUAGGUAUAAUGUCUUACUGUAAACAGUUUUAAAAUACUUCUCAUUAAACUUAAAUCUAAUAUCAUCUUCUUUCCAAUAAUAUUAUACAAUAUGUAUCUGCCAUAGAAUAUAGUACCUACCUAGUUAUUAUGUUCUACCGUGCUACUCUACAGCCGAUUAAAAACUAUUAGCAAACAAAAUAUCCAAUCAUUGUAAACAUUUUAUUACUACUUCAAUAACUAAUACAUUACAAUAUAAUAAAAACAAGUAAUUUUGCAAAUAAUUAUAUUAUAUAUAUAUAUAUAUAUAUAGUACAUUUUUAUAUUAUAAAUGGCAAUUUAACUUAUUUGAUAGAUUUAACAUGGGGUUUUUAAUUUUUUAUUAUAUAAUAUAAUAUAUAGGCGCGUAUAAUGUAUUUAACAAUGACUUAUGAGUAAUGAAUAAUUAAUUCUAACAUACUAUCAGUACUAACUUUGGUAUUGUUUUUUUCUUAACUCUCAAUUAUUAUUUAGUGUAGUCUCAUUGAAACAUUGGAAAUUAUAAAUAGAUUUGACUGAUUUUAGUUUAAAUAUUUAUUUUACCAAAACUAUAUUUCUAAGAAAUUUAAUAUCUAACUUAAAAACAUAAAUUAAUGUACAUUUUUAAUAUAUAAGUGUUAUUAGUUGUGUGUUUCUAUUUUUCUGAUAUUUCAAGCAAAUUAUAAUCAAUAAUAUCAAAGAUUUUUAUACUUGAUAAAAGUCAGGUAGGUAUAGGUACUAUUACAAUUUGUAAACAAAUUAACAUGACACCGUGUAUAUUUGUUAUUGGCCUUGUCGACGUGUUAAUUUUAUACGCGAUUGCGGACACUUCCGAUUACAAGUUCCGUGAGAUGCUUUUAAAUAAGUACCUACUGUUACCAAGCUCCCGCGUUAAUAAUUGUCGUCGCCAACGGGCGAACACGUGGGCGGUAUGUGAACGUGCAGUUCGAUUUUAUGACGGUUUUGUGUACAAUUAUUAUUAUUAUUGUUCCUGCUGGCGGAUUUCGCGGACCUCUUGACGAUUCCGGCCACUUGUUGAUCCUCGUCGAAUUUCCCAUCGUUAUCCGGUAUCGAACACGUCUUGACCAAAGCCGGCCGCCUGCUGCGCGCGCUACCGCCGGUGCCGUUGCCGGACGCCGACGCGGAUUUCCUACUCUGCGUAUCCAGCAGCGUUGCCGACGGUUUCCGUAACCACUGCAACACCCUUUCCGCGUAAUAGCCGUCGCCGUCGUUGUCGCACGCCGCCGGCCGCAAUUGCACGCAAUUGUCGUCGGCGCACACCACGCUCAGCGCCUGUCGGUUCGCCGGCACCGUCGUCGUCCGGUGACUGGCGUUUUUCUCCCGUGCCGCGGGCGAUUGUCGUUUUUCGUUUUCGUUUUCGUCGUCGUCGUCGGACAGUAUGACGUGCCGGACGCCCUUCACCCACGUGGUGCGCACCACCAGCCGGCCGCGUGACGAUUUCCACCGGAAAAACUCGUACGGGCCGGCGGCGGCCGUGGCGCUCUUCAUCGCCGUCGAACGUGUGUGCAGAAUAUAUAAGUAGUGCGCGGUACCGUGGCUAGGUAUGGUGUGCGAACAGAUACGCGGGUACACUAUCGUCAAUCGAACGUGCAAAUAAAUAACAUUGUACGCGACUCGAACACGAACUGAACGCCGUAUUUGAAUUUCGAAAUCGCCCGUACCCGUGUUUUAUUUAUAUACGUACUCGCGACAAAGUCAAAGGGCGCGCGCACACACACACACGAACCCAACGACUUUUAGACAUGCACGCCAUGUACGCCUACCCUCCGACCCGGUACCCGCGGGACUUUUACCCUUUUCCCCCGAAACGUACUGCUGUAUACCGUCAACGUGGGUAGUAUUUUUUUUUUUUAAUGUGACAGUGUCAUUAUAUAUUAUGGUUUUCAAAAACGAAUGUUCCCGCGCAGGUAACAUUUACCGAGGUAUGAACAAUAAUAAUAAUAAUAAUAUAUAUAAAAAAAAAAAAAAAAAAAAAACCAAAGAAAAAAGUAAAAUAUCCGUGGGACGCCAAAGAACGCGAUUAUAGAUAGUCACACAACUAAUAAAACUACCCGCUAAAUCGUGAGGUUUUUUUUUUUUUUUUCAACCGCUCGUAAUUGUUCACUGUCGAAUGUAAUAUUGUACCGCAUGAUAGACAUUGCAGGUGCCCAUAACUUUACACUGUUAUAAAAUUUAAAAUGUUAACACACGAUGACACGGUUUGAUAUCGUGCGCAGACUUGACUACCGAAUACCGGGAAUAUAUGGGGGAGGGGGAGAAACCGACCCGGACAUAUUUUAUACCGAGCGUUAACCGAUGGUAGGCAGGCCUACUACACUAAACCACCAUAAUAGUGACCAAUCACGUGCUAUCCAAGACGCGUGAUUUCCGUUCAGCGGUACUGUUUACUUGGGAGCCCUUAAGACAUUUGAAACGCUUUAAAUAUUUUAGAACCAGGUUCUUUUUCGGCUAGUAAAAUGUACUCGAAUUAUUCGCAUUGUCGAUUAAAAACGUAUGUUUUUCGUCCGGCAGUGAUUUAUUUGAACAAAAUUCUAGAUUACCAACGAUUAAUCAAUACAAUUUUAAAAAAAAAAAACCGACUACGAAUGUUGAUGUGUACGUCGGUUUUAUUUUUGUUAAUUUCCGGUUACAAGUAAAUACACUUCUAACACUACCCCGCUCGGUGUCCUUUUUGAUUGCAGUGAUUUAUCGUUGUUUUCAGUAUGCAAAUUAAACAUUAUCCUAUAUCCUAUACGGUUUUCGAAUUUUCCAGCUAUUGUUAUUGUGAUGGCCUACCUACCAAUGUCGCGACGUACGGCCGACUUUUUAUAAAUAAAAAGAUAAUACAAUAACUGUAAAUUAUUAUAAAUAUCGAAUGAGAAUAUAUCCUCUCACCUCCUCCCGGUUUGAUCGCCCCUGAGGCUACUGUUUUAUAGACGGGAAAUUGCUAAUGCUACAUGACGUAGGGUGUAUCUACCUACAGUGGCGUGGGCGCUUGGCCAGGGGGGACGGCUUUUGGGUGUUGUGAGUCUUAUUGCCCUUUUUUUAGCUAUAGGUUAAGAAGGUUUUAAACCCUCAUUCUCCACCCCCCCCCUAAUUGAUAAAUCCCAGCUACGCCACUACCUAGUAGUACCUACGUAUUGUGAGAAGCAAUAAAUCGUUGCAUACGAAAAACAAUUCUAACUGGAACGCGUUUUACAAUCUGAACGCAGCGAAGAAUGUAUUAGUUUUAAUAAUGAUUUGUUUUUUUUUAUUAUUGUUAUUAUUUUUUCUGUUUGUUCACAACUUUUAUACUGGAAAUCUUGCUCGGUGCUCCAAUCAAAAACUGAAAAAAGAGCUUUUUCUAGCAUUUUAGAUCUAAUUGGUACAGCCAAAAUGUUUGAAAAUUGAAUACGAGCGAAAUCAUAAGUUGUAAUAGAUGUUAAAAAAAAUUGAACCUAAUAUAGUCAAUUUUUGUAGACUUUUUAAAUUCAAAUUUAUUUCGAAAACCAUAAAAAUCACGAAAAUUCAAAACGUAUUUCACCGAACUUCGUUCAUCAUAAUCGUAUUCCGUCACCAAUAAUUCAUUGUUUUAAGUAGUUUUACAAACAUUUAAAUGUGAGCAUUGUUUCGAAAGGUCGUCCGUUCACGUUUUAAACAUUUUUGACGUGAAAUUAAUAGUUUAAAAUUUUAAAUUAUGGCGUGCGCGUGUCUGCCAAAUAUUUUGUCCAAAAACUGGUGACGUAUAUGAAAGGUCCUAUACCUAUACGUCGUCGGAUUUUGGUACUAUGUAUAGGUAUUUAUUUGUCAUUCAUCGUUUGUGUUUCCCCAUUAAUAUUAUAAAAAAUGUACAAAGAAAAACUACACACUUACAGAAGUAAAACUAAGUAAUUAAAUAAAAUAUAACUGCUUUUUAAAGUUUUUAACUAAAUCUGAUAAUUCCACACGAAAUUGAAGUAACUAGGUCGCAAAAAACAAUUACCUACAUUAAUAAUUUUUAAUUAAUUUGUACCCAUUCGUGAUACAGACCAUUUUAUAUUUAGAUAAAAAUCUACUAAAUUUUAGUUUGUUGCAAAUCAAAAGUUUUAAAAUUUGUAUGUUUGUUAACUUGUUUAUUAGUUGAGCAGAGAAAGUUAAUAUUUUGGUACUUACUAAAUAUAAAUAAAAAAAACAAAACAUUAAUUUGUCCUUGUCACUCAUGCAGUGAUUUCGAGAUUGACCAUCUAUAAUAUUACAUUUAUGUAUUGUUUAUCACAAGUGUAAAUUUUAUGUGUAAUCUAAAUUCUAAAACGAUAAUACAUUUUUCGAAAUGUACAAACAUCGUUGGACCAUAAUAGCUGUAUUUCCCGAGCUCAGCCCGCGCAUUCCUUUCGGAAAUAGAAACCAAUAAAAACAAAAAUUCAAUUUUCGUUUCAAAAAUACCGGAAACCCCGUUUUAGUCAUCCUUUAGGGGUUAAAUUUCGAGAUUAAAAGUAAACAGCGUUCUUCAUGUUGUCCGUGCACACGGCUGGUAACGCACGUCGCUACGUAACUACAUGGAAAACUAAUGUAUUUUCUAAUAACUCGUUGAUUAAUUGAUUUUUGGAAGUUUUCUCAUUAAAUGCCUCAUCUGCACACCGCGAACACUUGCGUUUAAAAAAAAAAAUCACGGUGUUCAGUUCGGAAGAACUUCAGAUGUAACUGUCCAAAGAAAUUACCUCACAUUUUAAUAAUAUUUGUAAUAUAUUAUAUGUAUAUACCAAUAAAGACUAUUUUCACUUUUAAAUUCAAAAUGUCCUCUGCACCAGUGUCCGGUCUAUUUUUCGGAACUAUUUCUCCUCGAUUAAAAGUAUGUUGUUUCGAUGAAAAAAAAAAAAAAGCCAACGACCAAACGUAGACAUGUUUUAAUAUUUUACCUAAUUAAAUAAUUAAAAAAAAUAUUUGAGUAUAACAACUAACAAAACAUUUGAGAUAUAUUUUAAUCUUGUAUCGGGUUUUUUUUUUUUUUUUUUUCGAAUUUCGUCUACUAUUAUAUUAGAUUUCCAUAAUAUAUCGUGUUGAAUAUUCGGUUCUUGAUAAUACGCGAUUCGCGCGUUAUAGCUAUUCUCGAUAUAAACCCAUUAAGUAUUUCAAAAAGGGGUGGCUUAAUGUUUUUAUCGACAGUUUAUUUUUUGUUAUAUACCGUCAUUACAGUUACCUAUAGGUACCUUAGAUGAGUCGGUGUAAUCAAAAUGAAAGUUUAAAAAAGCAAAUUCAUGUUCCUUAGAAAUUAUACUUACGAUUACUACCUAUAUAAUAAUAAAGUGGAGAAAGUCGUGAAACGGAACAUUUCAAUCAACUCCCGUGAUAGUUUUUAUUUUACCGUCUUAAACAAAGUCAAAUAAUGCCUAAUAUAGUAUAGCGUGACAAGAACUAAUAAUAUAUUUCGAAAAUUAGUUUAUUAUACCUACCUCAAAGUUUCCUGAAAUUAAUUUACCGUUAAUGACUCUAUUUAUACACAUUUUGGUAAUAAAAUUAAGAUUUUAAUCUUUAGAGUAUGUUAAACGACCUGACUGCCGAUUACCCGACAGCGCCCAAAGAUAAAUUGGAAAAAGUUUUGUCAUGCGCAUAUGCUUUAGCUUCGCCAGAAUCCAAUGAAUUGGGAUUGCACAAUUUCCCCAUCGAAAAUAUACCUAUCGUCGCCAAAUUAAUUGUAAGUAUUAAUCGUCGGUACGAAUCGUGCCUACGAUAAUUAUUAUUCUGUCAUCAAAUGUGUUGAACCGACCGAAUUCACGUGUGUGUCGUUUUAAUAGUAUGCACAUUUUUCAGUACAACAAUCCAUCUGUAUCGCCAAACAGUCUAUUGAAACGUCUUUAUCCGUAUGAUAGUUUUAUGAACGUUGACAGUAAACGUUCAGUUAAUAGUAUCCUUUCAUCUUUCUGCCCCGAAGACGACGAAACGGUUGGUCGUCACGUUUCGUCCGUCAAACAAUUGAACAAUAACAGCGCAGAAAUCAUUCUUAACAAUAAUUCUAAACGUUUUACAGUAAGUGAAAUAUCAUAUCGUAUUAAAAAUACCGACAAAAGCACUGUUAUUAAAUUUUAGGUUCCGUCCGGAGAUACUCCCGCUUCUAACAUUGAAUCUUCAAAUUUUGUCAACACCGCUUACCAAAGCGCCAUUUUAUCGGAUCUUGCGCUCAGUCAUUCGGCUGGUGAUAUAUGUAUCAUAGGAUCUAGGGGAUGUGGUAAGACGGCAGUCGUUGAUCAAUUUGCCACUAUGUUCAACUAUGACGUGGAAACCAUUUCUUUAUACCAGGUUAAUUUAAUAAUUUAAUUUUAAUUGUUUUAUCUUUUCAAUUAAUUUUUCCUUUUCCAACUACAGGAUUUAACCGCAAGAGAUUUAAUCCAACAAAGAACUACAUUACCAAAUGGUGACACCGUCUGGAAAUAUAGCCCAUUAGUGGUUGCUGCCAUCAGUGGAAAAUUAGCUAUACUCGAUGGCCUCCAUAGAUUGCAUUCUUCCACUUUGUCCAUUUUGCACAGGUAAACUAUUUAAAAAUAUUUUUUAUAAAUUAUAAAUUCAUAUUUUAUUUUAUAUAAAACAUUAUAUAUAUUUUAUCAGAUUCAUUCAAGAUCGAGAUCUUCAACUUCACGAUGGUACUAGACUGUUGAGAUAUGACCGAUAUGAUAAAUUAGCAAAGAAACUAGGAGUAGACAGUCUGGAAAAAUCCAACAUUGUCCGUGUACAUCCUGCUUUCAGAAUUAUCGCACUUGCAGAACCUCCAGGUGAAUAUUAUUAGUACACCUACCAAGUAACAAAUAAUAAUAAAAAUAAUAGUAUUAAUAAAGAGAAAUCAAUUAUUACAAUACAAUUGUUUUAGGUGGCACCAUUCCUCAAUGGAUCACUCCAGAAGUACUAAACAUGUUCCUGUUUCAUGAAAUCAGACCACUGUCUGCUGUUGAAGAACUGAAUAUUGUACAAAACCUGGUAAGAUUUGGAAUAAUUUAUUUUACCAUUAGUAUAUAUUAUAUAUGGAUAAUACAUCUUUAUUUGUUAAGUACCCAAAUAGUGUAAAACCAAUGAAAAGGCUUGUUGCUGUUACAAAAAAACUGCGAGAGUCAACUGAUAUGUAUUUAAAUUCUUUGGCACCAUCCUUAUCUACACGUCAGUUGUUGCGAAUUACAAAAAGACUGGAUAAAUAUCCAGAUUCAGAUUUCUAUAGUAUUGUAAACAAGGCCUGUCUAUCACAGUAUGUGCUUAUGUCUGUAAUCUACUAAAAAUAAAUUAAAUAUUUUUAAUUAAACUUUUCGAUUCUGAGGGUAGCAAGGAAUGAAUUAAUUUUAAUGUGAUGCGUGCUUUUUUUUCUGUCUAUUAACAACUUUUCUUUCAGAAAUCUCGCUCCAAUCAAAAAAUAUCAAAAUAUCCAUUUUGUAGCAUUUUUGAUUUAGUUGAUUCAUUGCAAAGAUCAUUUUUUAAUUUUCCAAACAGUUUUAUUAAUUGUACAAAUCCUGAAAAUAACAAAAGAAAACUGGACAAAUUUAUAUCAAUAAAAAUUGCAUUAUUUGCAAUUUUAUUUUUCUACCAGAAAUAUUGCUCUGAAUCUAAAGAGUAGCAUGUUUUCUGAAACCAAAUUUAACUUAGUUUAUAUAUUAGAAUGUUAUUUUUAACUUUGUAGUUUUCUUAAUACAUAAUUGGGGAAAAAAUGUAGGAAAAAUAGAAAAGUUACACUGCAAUAACGGUUUUAUUAUUUUUAUUUUUUCGUAUUAGUAAGUAGGGUUCACUGAAUACUAAUAUUGGCCUUUUCUUAACAAUUUCGCGAUUUUUUAAAUUAUUUGUAGGUAUUUUCAAGUUUUUUUAGUUUUUAUAUGGGUAAUUUUUUUGUUCAAACAGAAAUAUUUGAACAUUUACUCAAAGUAAAUAAUGGUGAUAAUAUAAGAGUUAGGCGUAGUAUAGUUAUUUUAUUUUUCUUAAGCAUUUUAAGAUCAAAUUUUUAUGAAAUUCAUAAAUAUUAAAGAAUUAUGUAACAUAUAUAACCGAACUUCGCUCAGAAUCCUAUUUCAUUAGCAAUGGUUUAUUGUUGCUUACAGAUAUAAGUUAAAUAACUUUAUGUAGUCUACCUUCUCAGCCUUGAAACUACAACAGUAGCACACCCAUCAACAAUAUCAGCUCUUUUUUUUCUUUUUAUAGAUUUCUACCACAACUAACAAGACAAAUGCUAGAAAAAACUUUAUACAGUUGCAACAUUCAACCAACACCUAAUAAUUCUGAUGGUUCCGCAAUUCAAUGUAAACAUGAUGAAGUUAACUUGACUAUUGGUAAUACUACUGUUUCUCGAUACAAAACUGAUGCUUCUAGUAAAAUUCCAAAUGUUUUAUUCUUUGAUUUACCACAAGUAAGAAUUUAAUUUCCAAAAAAUUAUUGUAAUUAAUGAUAAAUUCUAUGUACAUGAGUAUGAGUAAUUAAAAGUUUUGUUUUGUUUUUUAGCAUUUGAACCAACUUGAACUUAUGUUACAAGAUUUUGUUUUGGGAGAACAUCUAUUGUUGGUUGGAAACCAAGGUGUUGGUAAAAAUAAACUUGUUGACAGAUUUUUACAAUUAUUAAAUAAGCCCAGAGAAUAUAUUCAACUUCAUAGGUAUACAUUUAUUUCCUAUGUAUUUAUUUAGUUUUAUCCAUUCUAAAUAUAUCUGUAAAUUUUAUUUUAGAGAUACAACAGUCCAAUCUUUGACCAGUCAACAAACAGUUAUCGAUGGCGUAUUGAAAAUUGAAGAUUCUCCUUUAGUAAAAGCUGUUAAAGCUGGUUAUGUUUUAGUUGUAGACGAAGCAGACAAAGCGCCAGCUCAUGUAACAUGUGUUUUAAAAAAUCUUGUAGAAACUGGUAAUAUGAGACUUGCUGACGGUAGACAAAUAGUCAGUAAAGCUAAUGUUUCAAAAAACGACUCUGUGAUAAUUCUUCAUUCGGACUUUCGUAUGAUUGUCCUAGCAAAUCGACCAGGAUUUCCAUUUUUGGGAAAUAAUCUCUUCAGUACACUUGGUAAAUAUUCAAAAUAAAUAAAUAAAUGUAUAUUUGUCAAUAUAAUGUCACAUUAUGUUUUUUAUAAAAACUAUUACAACCAAAGAACCGGCUUCUGAUUAGUCAUGCAAAUUUCUUAUGAGACACUUCAAGAUUUUGAUUUUCAAUCUGUUAAAAUUGAACUAUUUGUUUGACAUCUUUCUAAAUUUUAUCUAAUACAAAUUUCUUUGUUCCUAGGGUAGAAUAAUUUAAGUCAAUUUUGUGUAGUUUUCAAUACCAGCUAAUUAAAUCUUGAAAAUAUUUACACUAUACCAUUUUGAUAAAAAAAUGAAGGACUAAAAAUUGUUUUUUAAUUAUUGAUAAAUAUACUAACUCCCACUAAAGAAAUGUAAUUGCUAAACAAAUUAGAAAUAGUUUUGUAACCAGUUAUCUUAGAAUUGUUUAUAUUAACUAGUGAACGAACAAAAAUGUUUGAGUUUUUAAGAGUAUUAUUUGUUAUCUGUUUAAAAAUAAUGUUUAAGAUUUUUAUUAUUGUUAUUAUACAUUUUAUCAUGAUAGUAAUUACUUAUCGCUUUCUGGAUCACAAUAUUAUGUCAAAUUCUGUACUAUUGAAUUUAUAAUAGAUGAUUUUUUUUUUUAAUUUUCUGAACAUACAUUUUUUUCUCUGAAACUAACAGAAACAAUUAUGUCUUUGGUUUAAGUUUUUGGUUAAAAGAAUUAAUGACUUAGUAUACUUAGUUAAUUAUAAAGAAUUAAUAAUUUGAAUUCAUGUUUAAUUAGAAAUUCAAUAUUAUUUGAUAAAUGUUUUAGGUGAUGUGUUUAGUUGCCAUAUUGUAGAUAAUCCUAGUUGUGAAUCAGAAAAGCAGCUGUUAAAAAGUUAUGGCCCUGAUGUUUCUUUGGAAGUUAUUGAUCAAGUAAUCGCUGCCUUUGGAGACUUAAGGCAACUGUUUGACAAAAACUUAGUUUCAUAUCCGUACUCUACUAGAGAAGCGGUUAAUAUAAUCAAACACUUGCAAACAUACCCCCAAGACACAUUAUUAGACUGCAUUAGAAAUGUAUUCGACUUUGAUUGCUACUCGAAAGAAGCACAAGAAGUAAUCUCGAAUGUUCUCAAUAAACAUAAAUUACCAAUCAAAUUAUCCCCUUGGACAGGUCCCACUGGUAAGUUUAACAAUGGAUUCAAACAAUACAAUUUUAAAUUCAUAAUACUGUUAUAGAAAAGAAAAAUCUACAAAUCACAGUAGAAAAAGAAAGUGGUCUUGAUGUAUCUAGCCCGAAACAUGGUAAAGUUGAUGAAAAAAAUGAACCUCAUGUGGGCGGUAAUACUUGGGCUGGUGGUACCGGUGGCCGAGACACAGCUGGACUAGGUGGAAAAGGAGGUCCCUAUAGACUAGAUGCCAAACAUAAAGUUUUUCAGGUGACAUUGAUUGUUUUAUAAAUAAUCUUUUAGAUUCUAAGCGGAGGUUAGGCUAGGUAUUAAUUUUAAAAUUUUUUUUUUCUAUUGACAACUUUUCUACCAGUUAUUUUGCUCCAAUUUACAAUGAUAACACUUUUUCUGAAAGGAAUUCUAACUGGGGUAGUACUUUAGGGAGAUAAUUUUUUGAUUUUCCCAGGAGCUUUUCCAAUAAAUGGUAAAAACGGGAAAAUGGGUACAUUAUUAAACAAAUAUUAAUAAAGAAAAUAUAUAAUGUAUAUGUAUUCAUUUUACCAUAAUAGGACAUAUAUAUUGUUGACAAAGCAACAGUAACAAUCAAACUCCGCUCAGAAUCGUUACUCAUUAGCAAUGGUUAAUUGUUGUGUACAAAUAUACAUUUAAUUUCCCCUCUACUUUCCCAACUUCUCACCUUCAACAGUAGCCCAUCCAUGUAUGAAGUAUGUCCAUCAUUUUUUUUUUCUUAUUAUAUUAUAAUGGACUGUGAAACAUAAAUUUGUUUUGAUCUGCUUAUAAUUAGGUAUCAGAUGCAGAGAAGGAUGAAGUACCAGAACACGUUAAGGAAGCAGCAAGACAAAUGGGUCAAAAAGCCUACAAAGAACGCCUCAAGGAAAUAGAAAUGUCUGAAUAUGAUGAUAAAGUAUAUAAUGAAUACUCUUUACCAGUCCAAAAUCAAGUAAAAUACAAUUAGUCACUUUUUCUUUUGCUAAAUUGACUUUAUUUUAUAUUUAAUAAAUUCAUUAUAUAGGUACAAGCAUUAAGAGUAAUACUGAACUCACUACAGGCAAAAUCCCAAGAGAGACAGUGGGUUAGACAUCAAACGUCAGGGGAACUGGACGAUAGUAAAUUAAUAGAAGGUAAAGCAAUCAAAAUUAAUUUAACAGGGCCAUACAUAGGGGGUGCGAGAGGUGCUCUCGCACUGGGCACCAAUGAACAUUUUUAAAUUUCUAUAAUUGAACAUAUUGUGAAUGAUCAAUAGACAGGUUUUGGUUUAUUUUUUUACUCAUAAGUACAUUUUUCUGACAUUGGAUGCUGAUUUUAUUGGACAUGGCUUUGCUACUACAUAUACCUAAUGUUUAACUAUUAUAUUCAAUUAUUAGGUGUUAUUGGUGAGCGUUCAAUUUACAGGAAGCGCAGUAAUGUAGAUCCACAGAUCGGAGCACCUCAGCUAAAACCAAAACGUUUACGUUUUAUUGUCGACGUUUCAGGAAGUAUGUACAGGUUUAACAGUUAUGAUGGACGUUUAGACCGGGAACUCGAAGCUGUCAUAAUGGUUAUGGAAGCACUUAGUGGAUUCGAAGAAAAAAUCAGUUAUGAUGUUGUUGGACAUUCGGGAGAGACCGAGUGUCUUAAGUUUGUAGACAAAUCUAAUCCACCUACCGAUAAUAAGCGGCGAUUAGACGUUAUUAAAAAAAUGCAUGCUCACUCACAGUUCUGUAUGGCCGGUGACAAUACACUUCAAUCUAUCAUAUACGCACAAAAAACCUUAGAAGCAGAGCGCAUCGAUUUUGACGAAGCAAUAAUUAUACUGUUAUCAGAUGCUAAUUUAUCUCGAUACAACAUCAGACCUGAUAGAUUAGCUGCUGCACUCAACUUAAGUAAAGACGUUCAAGCUUUUACUAUUUUUAUUGGAUCACUUGGUGAUCAAGCCGAUAUGUAAGUAAUUAAAAACUUAAUUCAUUAAUUAAGAUAAUAAUUUAAGUUAAUUUUUUUUUCAAUGGCUAGAAGUAAAAAAGCCAUCGGCCAAAGUAAAAACUGUUACUAUUAUGUUAUAAAAAAUUUAAUUUAAAAAUUGUAAAAAAGAAAAGAAAUAUUUACAAUAGGUUUAAGCAGUGUACCAUGUUUAAAUACAAUUUGAAAACCACUGCUUUAGAUUAAUAAUUAUUUCUUAUCAAGAAAACUUGUUUACAUUACAUUGUUAUAAUAUUUUAUUUAUUUAGCUAUUAAUAUUUUUUAAUUACAGAUUGACUAGAAGCUUACCGGCGGGCAAAAGUUUUGUAUGUAUGGAUCUCAAAGACAUCCCACAAAUUAUUCAACAAAUUUUUAUGUCCUCUAUAAUGAGUGUUUUUUAACCAGUUUAAUGUUUUAUUAUAUUUUAUUUUACUUGUACAUGUCUAUAUAUAUAUAUAUAUACAUUUAUACAAGGUGAUUCUUUUAUAGUUGAACACUCAUAUUAAUAUUUCAAUCUGCUUUUUCUUAAAUUGUCAAAUAAAUUUUUUUUGAAAAAAGUCAGACUGUGAAAUAAUCAAAAGAAAGACCCAGUAUAUUUUAAGCAUCUGGAUAAUGGUUUUGGUUACCGAAUAAUUUAAAUUUAUAUUAUUAUUUGGACAUGGCAUAUUUCUGUGAUAAAACUAAUUUUUCAAUAAUAAAGAUAUAAAAUGUGUUUGUUGUUAGUCAUAAGUUUAGUGUACUAAUUAUUAAAUAUUUAAAGUAAAUAAAUAUAUAAAUAAAAAAAUGUAUGUAUAAAAAUAAAAUAAAUCAAUGAAUCAAUGGAAUAUUAGGAUUAAAAAUUCAUCAGGUACAUGACAGUCAAAUUGUAAAACACGACUGAAUAUAAAAAUUAAAUGGAGAAAAAAAUUAUAAAAAUUGGUCGUUUUACAUAGAAUAUAGAAA